This is a messenger RNA of Nothoprocta perdicaria, 1552 nucleotides long. RefSeq names its product microspherule protein 1 (gene MCRS1). Gene Ontology annotation, molecular function: protein binding; G-quadruplex RNA binding. Gene Ontology annotation, biological process: positive regulation of transcription by RNA polymerase II. Lineage: Eukaryota; Metazoa; Chordata; Aves; Tinamiformes; Tinamidae. The record is from RefSeq and is a predicted model, not a curated record. The transcript has 14 exons. Bases 1 to 1359 code for a protein of 452 amino acids. Gene Ontology annotation, cellular component: MLL1 complex; NSL complex; Ino80 complex.
AUGACAGAGGCCCUGAUGGCGUCGGGGCCGGCGAGCCGCUCCGAGGACGAGGAGCCGCUGGCGGGGCCCAAGCGCAGCUCGUCGCAGGCGCCGGGCGCCGUCCCCAAGCGCCGCAGCUCCUCGCGGUUCAUCAAGCGCAAGAAGUUCGACGAUGAGCUCGUAGAGAGCAGCCUGGCCAAGUCGUCGAGCCGCGCCAAGGGCGCCGUCGAGGCCGGCCGCUGCUCGGGCAGCGAGCCUUCCUCCAGCGAGAAGAAGAAGGUGGCCAAGGCCGUGUCGGCCCCCGCCGCGGCCAGCCCGGUGCCGCCCGCCGGCCUCGCCAAGCGCAUGAAGAAGAGCAAACAGCCCCCGCAGGUGACCAAGGACCUGGGCCGCUGGAAAGCCGCCGACGACCUGCUGCUCAUCAACGCCGUGCUGCAGACCAACGACCUGAGCUCUGUGCACCUGGGGGUGAAGUUCAGCUGCCGCUUCAACCUGCGCGAGAUCCAGGAGCGCUGGUACGCGCUGCUCUACGACCCCAUCAUCUCCAAGCUGGCCUGCCAGGCCAUGCGGCAGCUGCACCCCGAGGCCAUCGCCACCAUCCAGAGCAAGGUGCUGUUCAGCAAGGCCGAGGAGCAGCUGCUCAGCAGAGUGGGCUCGAGCAGCCAGCCCACGCUGGACACCUUCCAGGAGCUGCUGCACAAGCACCCGGACGUCUUCUACCCGGCGCGCACAGCCCGGGCGCUGCAGCUGCACUGGCAGCUCAUGAAGCAGUAUUACCUGCUGCACGACCAGACCGUGCAGCCGCUGCCCAAGGGGGACCAGGUGCUGAACUUCUCGGAUGCUGAGGACAUGCUGGAUGACAACAAGCUCAAGGAUGUGCGGGACGAGGUGCUGGAACACGAGCUGACAGUGGCCGACCGGCGCCAGAAGCGGGAGAUCCGGCAGCUGGAGCAGGAGCUGCACAAGUGGCAGGUUCUGGUCGACAGCAUCACAGGAAUGAGCUCCCCGGAUUUCGACAGCCAGACGCUGGCCGUGCUGCGCGGCCGCAUGGUCCGUUACCUCAUGCGCUCGCGGGAGAUCACGCUGGGCAGAGCCACCAAGGACAACCAGAUCGACGUGGACCUGGCGCUGGAGGGGCCGGCCUGGAAGAUCUCCCGCAAACAGGGCAUCAUCAAGCUGAAGAAUAACGGGGAUUUCUUCAUCGCUAACGAGGGCCGGCGCCCCAUCUACAUCGACGGGCGCCCCGUGCUCGGGGGCAACAAGUGGAAGCUCAACAACAACUCGGUGGUGGAGAUCGCCAGCCUGCGCUUCGUCUUCCUCAUCAACCAGGACCUCAUCGCCCUCAUCAAGGCGGAGGCGGCCAAAAUGGCCCAGCAGUGACGAGGGGCUGGGACUGCCCUGUGCCCCCUGCUCCCAGCCCCAUAGGGAGAAUGGGGGGGCCUGGACCCCCUCCCUGGCAGCUGGGGGUUCCUAGAGACCCUCCCAGACAUCUGGGGGUCCCUGAGCCCCCUCGCUGGCAGCUGGGGGUCCCUGGGGCCCUUUGAUGGGAGCCGCAGCCCCCAGAUGUGCUCUG